Molecule: messenger RNA, 792 nt
Organism: Lynx canadensis (Canada lynx)
Lineage: Eukaryota; Metazoa; Chordata; Mammalia; Carnivora; Felidae
Product: protein chibby homolog 2-like
Source: RefSeq, a predicted model, not a curated record
AUGGUUGUCUCUCAAUCAAAGUGGAUAAAUAGAGGUAAGAUAUUGCGAUUGUUUUCCUCUUUUUUCUCUUGCACUCAAGAUCAAAAUAAACUCAAACAUGAGCCUCAUAAGGUGGAAAAAAAUCUUCAGAGAGACAAUAAGGCAUCCAGGGAUGAGAACAAGGCUCUUAGAAAAGAAAAUAAGUCCCUUUGGAGAGAAAAUAAAGCUCUUCAUCAAGAAAACAAAGCCUUCCGAAUGGACAACCAUUUGAUCUGGGAGGUGAAUCAAUCCCUGAGAGAGCAAAACCAGGCCCUAUGGAAGUUUAAAAAUGUGAUUUUGGAGAGCCAAAGACCACCAGAGGAAAAAAUCAAUGCGUUGAACACAGAAAGAAAGUCUCAUUGGCAACAGAAUCGAGCCCUGGAGGCUCAGAUCAAGGCUCUCAGAGAACAGGAGAAAGCCUUCCAGAAUGAGGUGAAAGCUCUUCAGGAAGAAAUACAGUCUCUCCAUGAGGAGAUCAAGGCCCUGAAACACCAGGAGAGAGCACUCAAGAUGGAGGAACAAGACUUGAUGAAAGAAGGAAUAGCACUAGAGAUGGAAGAACGGGCUCUGUGGAAGGAGGAGCAGGCCCUUCGUGAGGAGAACAAGGCUCUUAGAGAAGAAAACAGUGCACUUCAAGAGGAGGAAAAAGCCCUUCGGGAAGAGGCAAAGGUCCUUGAGGAGUGGAAUAAGAUUCUUCUGGGAAAGAUAAGAAACACACUUACGGGGAAAAUGCACAAUAAAACAAAGCAGGAGAAUUGUGACUUGAAGAUGUAA